Aspergillus versicolor CBS 583.65 is the source of this 4704-nucleotide messenger RNA. RefSeq lists its product as uncharacterized. Gene Ontology annotation, molecular function: ABC-type transporter activity; ATP hydrolysis activity; ATP binding. Gene Ontology annotation, biological process: transmembrane transport. Gene Ontology annotation, cellular component: membrane. Bases 1 to 4704 code for a protein of 1567 amino acids. Lineage: Eukaryota; Fungi; Ascomycota; Eurotiomycetes; Eurotiales; Aspergillaceae. The transcript has 3 exons. The record is from RefSeq and is a predicted model, not a curated record.
AUGACAUCCGCUGAGAGAUUGGUUAUUGGGGUCGGGGUUCUGGGGGUGUUUGUUAUUGCUGUAUGCAGUGUCCCAGCAGUAUGGGGUCUCUGGGUGAGGGUUGCGAAGACGGCGCGGUAUGGGCCGAUUCGCUUGGAGGAUUCGUCGGAGCCGGCACACACGGAGUAUAUCGAUGAAGAUGGAGAGGCGACGGAGUAUUCAGUGGCCGAGUUUGAGAAGGCAGAGAAGUGGCAGAAAUGGGGUAUUGUCUUGCUCUCUUUCACCGGGUUCGGGGUAUCGUUGGCACAGGCAGUUGUGGCUACUUGUAUACCAGAGCAGGAGAAGAGACACUUUAUCGCGCCGUCGUGGGUGCAGAUGGUUGGAUGGACUGUGAUGUGCCUUCAACCGGUCUCGAUACUCUCGGAAAAGUCGUGUGUGAAACGAUAUUACCUCGGGAUUUAUUCUUUCUGGACCAGCUUCCUUUCUCUCCUAGUUAUAGCUUCUCAAGUCGUAAUUCUCUGGAGUAAUGGGUACCAAAUCGACAUCAGCCACGCCUUUACGGCACUCUUCUCGACCCAAAUCCUCGUCGCCAGUCUCCGGGCAGUGGUCUGCAUUCUCAUUCCCCGACGGCCAACUGUCUAUUUCGAAGGCCGAGAAGUCGACCAAGAGUUUAAUGUCAGUGCGUAUAACCGCUUCACCUACGGCUGGGCCACGAGCAUUCUUCACUUUGCAUCUCGGAAUAAGGGACUGGGUGUCGAAGACCUGCCCAAACUACCAUUCGCUGCUAGAGCAGAGACCGUGCGUAGACGACUAGCACAGUUUCAGGGGGCCCGUAAGCUCUGGGUUGCAUUGGCAGUUCGACAUGCCCGGGCCCUUAUAGUCCAAGGCCUUCUAAGCCUCGUGGUCUGUGUCCUUGGUUUCGGUCCGCAGGUGGCUCUUUUCAAGAUUCUCAAGACACUCGAAGACGACUCUGUUCUUUCUAAGCACUCUCCGGAGGCCUGGAUGUGGGUUGGUGGACUUGGGAUGUUCCUGGCGCUGACGUCGAGUAUCGAGUCGUGGCUUUGGUGGCUGAUUUAUUCAGACCUCUGGAUUCCGAUCUACGAGGGUCUCUCAGGACUAGUAUUUGCCAAGUCUAUGCGGUGCAAGGAUAUCAAUUCUCCCAAGGCGAAAUCCACACACGAUCUGGAAGACUGGGAGGACGAAGACGAAGAAGAAGAAGGAGAAGAGCAGGAGAGGAACCGUCAGAGCAUUAUCAACCUUGCGGCUGUGGACUCGAAGCGCAUAGCUGACUUCGUCACAUUCUGCUAUCUCAUCCCUUCUUGCGUCCUUCGGUUGGCGAUCUCUGGUUUCUUUCUUGUGAGCCUCAUCGGCUGGCCGAGUCUGUUGGCUGGGAUUGGAGGGGCGAUUCUACUCACACCAGUCAAUUCAUGGCUCACUAGACGAUACGCUGCAGCCCAGGAGGAGUUUAUGAAAGCCAGCGAUAAGCGAACCAGUGCCGUAACUGAAGUAUUGCAGGGAAUCCGGCAGAUCAAGUUCGGUGCCCUGGAGCAGCAGUGGCAGGACCGGAUCAAGGAGAAACGCAAGCUUGAGCUGAAUCUCCUGUGGAGGACAUCGGUGUAUACAACGGGCAUGGUAUCUGUGUGGAUCAUGGGGCCGUUGCUUCUCUCUGCUGUUUCCUUGACGGUUUAUGCCGUUACUCGAGGAGAACUCUCUCCUUCUGUCGCUUUCACGGCUUUAUCCAUCUUUGGCUCACUCGAGUCGUCUCUCGCCAGUCUACCGGAUCUCCUCUCCAAAGCAAUGGAAGCAAAGGUCAGUACUGACCGCAUCGACAGCUAUCUCUCCUCGCCAGAGAAGGUCUCGAAUACAGCGGACGUCGACACGAUCACGUUCAAAAACGCAACAGUUGCCUGGCCAUCUGAAGACGCCCAAGAGGACACCUGGGAAGGCGAUCGCUUCGUCCUCCGACACGUCUCCCUGCAAUUCCCUUCCAAAGGACUGACCGCAAUCGUGGGCAAAACAGGAUCUGGCAAGAGUCUUCUUCUCGCCUCGAUCUUAGGCGAAUGCGAUGUCCUGUCUGGAUCAGUGGAAGUCCCUCGCGCACCACCGCUAUCGCAACGAUUCGACCACCUGGCGACACGAGCGAACUGGAUCCUCGACACAGCGAUCGCCUACGUAGCACAGAACCCAUGGAUGGAGAACGCGACAAUCAAAGAGAACAUCCUAUUCGGUCUACCGUACGACCGACAGCGGUACCGCCAGACACUCUUCGCCUCCGGCUUGGAAAAAGACAUGACGAUGCUGCCGGAGGGCGAUCUUACAGAUAUCGGAGCAAAUGGAAUCAACCUGAGUGGUGGGCAACGAUGGCGUAUCUCUUUUGCUAGAGCACUGUAUUCUCGCGCUGGAAUUUUGAUUAUGGAUGAUAUCUUCAGCGCGCUGGACGCGGAGACUGGACGACAUGUCUACGAACAUGCACUCACUGGAGAGCUGGGACAGGGCCGGACGAGGAUACUGGUCACUCACCAUGCGGGACUGUGUCUUCCGCGUACUGACUAUUGUGUUAUACUUGAAAAUGGCUUCGUCAAUCACGCCGGCACCGUCGAGCAGCUUCAAGCCUCUGGGGAACUGGCGGAUCUUAUGGUAAAGGUCGAUAACCGCGAGCAAAACGAACAGCCCGCUCAAGAGGUUCCUAAGAGGAAGCGCUCUUCCGCUGCUAGUGGUGGGCGACGGUCGUCUGUGUUCAGUAUGCAGACGAUCAAGAAGUUUAUGCAAGAGGAGACGCGAGAGACUGGCUCGAUCUCUUUGAAGGUAUAUGGGGCGUACAUGAACAGGGGCAAUCGUCUGUGGUGGUGGAUCCUGGCGUUCCUGGCAUACGCGGCUUUUACGACGCUUCUCAUCGGCAGGUCCUGGUGGGUGAGUGUGUGGACUUCCAGUACGAGCGAUCAGCCCAAACCGGCAAGCCCUAUCAACAUCAACAGUGACCUCAUGUACUAUCUCACUGUCUACGUGGGUAUCUCCGUUGCUGCAUGUCUGGUCGGCACACUGCGAUGUCUGGCCCUUGCUAUCGCCUUUAUCAAGUCAUCACGCCAACUCUUCGACGACCUCCUGGCCACGGUCCUUCGCGCUCCCCUCCGCUGGCUCGACACUGUGCCUCUAGGCCGCAUCCUCAACCGCUUUACCUCGGAUAUUUAUCUCCUCGAUUGGCGUCUGGGCUACGACAUCGGGCAUCUAAGCUAUAAAGCGCUCGAGCUGCUCGGCAUUCUGGUGGCAGGGACAACCGUAUCGCCCUGGCUGCUGCUUCUCGCCUGCGUGCUACUCGCCCUCUGCGUCCGUCUAUGCCAGGACUAUCUCGGUGCCGUCCGCGAAGUUAAACGCCUCGAGAGUACCGCAAAAAGCCCUGUGAUGGAGAAAUUCGGCUCCAGCCUGUCCGGCCUCGCCACGAUCCGCGCCUUCAACAAAGCAGACACCUACAUCCAGGAGAUGUAUAGCCUGAUUAACAACCACGCCCAGGCAUCCUGGUAUCUCUGGCUCUUCAACCGCUGGCUCGGAUUCUGGAUGGCACUUGUCGGCGCGCUCUUCUCUACAAUGACCGCCGCGCUGGUCGUGUAUAUGCCUGGUGCCUCUGCCGCACUGGCUGGAUUUGCUAUGAGUUUUGCCUUGCAAUAUAACUACGCCGUCGCAAUGGGUCUUCGGUUUUAUGCGAAUGUUGAAAUCGAUAUGAACGCCACCGAACGGGUUCUUGAGUACACCAACAUCGAAACCGAGAGUCAAGACGGAUACAACCCGCCAGCAUCCUGGCCAACUCGCGGGAAAAUCGAAGUCGAGGACCUUGAAGUUGGCUACGCUCCUGACCUCCCGGCCGUCCUAAACGGAGUCAGCUUCACAGUUGACAAUAACCAGCGCGUCGGCGUGGUAGGUCGCACAGGUGCAGGGAAGUCCUCACUAACCCUAGCCCUCUUCCGCUUCCUCGAGUCACGACGAGGCCGAAUUAUCAUCGACGGCCUCGAUAUCUCUCAACUCAAACUACAAGAGCUCCGCAGUCGACUGGCAAUUAUCCCUCAAGACCCGAUCCUAUUCUCCGGAACGAUCCGGUCGAACCUGGACCCGUUCAACGAACACAGUGAUCUAGAGCUGUAUAACGCGUUAGAGCGCGUCCAUCUCCUGCAUUUCGAGGAUACAUCGACUCUUGCCUCACAGCUGAGCUCGUCCUCUCAGAGCUCGCUCCAGAGUCCGAGUCUGACGAGGUGCAAUGAUCUAUUAAGCGGGAGCAGCACAUUAGCUUCCUCGUCCUCGUCCACUGCACCGCCUAAACCAACUGGUUUCUUUGCGUCGCUUUCCUCGCCUAUCACGUCUGGCGGGUUGAAUCUCUCCCACGGCCAACGACAGCUCCUGUGUCUGGCUCGUGCUAUUAUCUCGAGACCGAAGAUUAUGGUGCUGGACGAGGCGACGUCGGCUGUGGAUAUGGAAACCGACGCACUGAUUCAACAGUCGAUCCGGAGCGAGUUCGGGCGGAGUGAUUCGAGUUUACUGGUUAUCGCGCAUCGACUCAGUACGAUCGCGGACUUUGAUCGGAUUCUUGUGCUUGAUGCUGGGAAGGUUGUUGAAUGGGGUGCUCCCAGGGAGCUUUUAGAGAUUGAAGGGGGUGUUUUUAGGGGGUUGGUUGAGAAGAGUGGUGAGAAGGCAGCUGUGGAAAGGGUUAUUCUUGGUGACAGGGUGAAUAAGAAUUGA